UUAAAAUUAAUUCGUCAACGGAAUACUACAAGUACAUAAAAAUAAGAACAAGAAAUUCUAUAUGAAGCGUUGUCUCAUGGUUAGACAUUUCAACGCCUGCAUUUUCCAAUUGAAUGCAUUUUUGAGCUGUAAUUUCGUCAAAGUCUUUCAAGUCUUCCAUGCAUAACCUUUUGGGUAAAGACCAAUUAGUCUGCAGCUUUCUUGUCGUACUUCCCUUUUCCACUGUCGUUGCUCAAAACAAUGCCAACAUAGAUGUGGGAUUGUCUCUAACUGCAGGAGACAAUGAUGCUCGGUGGCUUUCCCCUUCUGAAGAUUUUGCAUUUGGGUUUCACCAACUUGAAAAUGGCAACUUCUUGCUGGCCAUUUGGUACUACAAACUAACUAAUCAACAAACCACGUUCGUUUGGUAUGCAAAUGGAGAGAAUAAUUCUGCGCCUAGAGGAUCCAAACUGGAGCUAUAUUCUGAUCGUGGCCUAGUCCUCAAAGACCCUCGAGGUACUCAACUAUGGAGUACUUCAGGAGAAAUAGCUGCAGGUUCAUCGGUGUUCUACGCGGUGAUGAACGACACGGGAAACUUUCAACUCCUUGAUGAGAAUUCUAAUCCCCUUUGGCAGAGCUUCGAGCAUCCAAUGGAUACAUUGUUGCCUGGUCAAAUCAUGGAGAUUGAUGGAAAUCUUACUUCCAGAAAAGGCGAGAACGACUUCUCGAGUGGAAGAUUCGUGCUCCGUAUGCUCCCGGAUGGUAACGCCGUGCUCAAUACCAUAAAUUUGCCUAGCAAAAAUUCUUACGAUGCAUAUUAUAUUAGUGGGACCAACGACGACGCAAACCAGUCUAAUAGAGGUUUACGAGUGGUGUAUAACACAUCAGGCGACUUGUACGUAUUGAGAGGAAAUCGAGAGAGAGAGAUUAUAUUAUCGGAAGGUUCGAUUUCAACAUCGGACAAUUAUCGAAGAGUAACUCUCAAUUUUGAUGGAGUUCUCACCUUGAGUUAUCACUCCAAAGAACCCUCCUCCUCCUGGGAUACCAUUGCAUACAUUCCUGACGAUAAUAUAUGCGAAAAAAUUAGCGGAGAAAAGGGAACUGGGCCAUGCGGGUACAAUAGUAUCUGCUCAAUCCAAAGUAAUGGAAGGCCGUCUUGUAAAUGCCCAAAAGGGUAUUCUUUUUUCGAUCCAACCGAUGCGUUCAGCGGCUGCAAACCAGACUUCUUAACGAACUACUGUGCUAGUGAUUCACCCUUCGAGGAGUAUUCACUCGAAAGGAUACCCAAUACUGAUUGGCCAACAUCUGAUUAUGAGUUAAUUACACCUUAUGAUCAGCAGAGUUGCCAAAAUUCUUGCCUGCAUGAGUGCCUAUGUGGAGCGGCUAUUUUCAGGAACAACAGCUGUUGGAAGAAGAAGUUACCACUUUCCAAUGGAAGAGAUGGGCUAAGCGAGUUCAUGGCUUUUCUUAAGGUGGGACGAAAUUCCUCCUCCAAAAUCCCACGUCCUCCUGGCACUACUCCACCUAGAGAUGCAAAAGACCAGGACAAUUUGGUCAUUGUGUUGUCCUCCCUCUUUGGCACUUCUGCGUUUGCCAACUUGAUUUUGGUGGCAGCAAUAUGUUCCAUUUUAUUCUUCAACUACAAGAAGAAUAAGAAACUCCUUGGAAUCUCUCCUAGAGAAACCUGUGUCGAAAGCAACUUGCGGCAAUUCACCUACAAGGAGCUGACUGAGGCCACAAACGGGUUCAAGGAAGAGUUAGGGAGAGGUUCUUGUGGCAUAGUUUACAAAGGGGAGACGGAAUCUUCGGUACUCGUUGCUGUCAAGAAGUUGGACAAAGUGUUUCAAGACAGCCAUAAAGAAUUCAAAGUUGAAGUGAAUGUUAUUGGCCAAACACACCACAAGAAUCUUGUCCGAUUGAUAGGAUAUUGUGAAGAGAAUCAACAUAGGCUGUUGGUAUACGAGUUCUUGAGCAAUGGCACAUUAGCAAGAUUUCUCUUUGGAGACUGCAAGCCAAGUUGGACACAGAGAAUUCAAAUUGCUCAUGGAAUUGCCAGAGGGCUAGUUUACUUGCACGAGGAAUGUAGCACCCAGAUCAUCCACUGUGACAUAAAGCCUCAAAAUAUACUGCUAGACGAAUACUAUAAUGCUCGGAUUUCUGACUUUGGGUUGGCAAAGCUUUUGCUUCUCGAUCAGAGCCAUACAAAAACCAAUGUCAGAGGAACAAAAGGGUACGUGGCGCCUGAUUGGUUCAGGUCUGCCAAGGUGUCUGUGAAGGUUGAUGUGUACAGCUUUGGUGUAAUACUGCUGGAAAUCAUAUGUUGUCGAAGAAAUGUAGAUAUGGAGAUUGGUGGGGGUGUAAGGGGAAUUUUGACAGAUUGGGCCUAUGAUUGCUAUGCGGAUGGAAAAUUAGAUGCUCUGAUUGAAGAUGAUAUGGAAGCCAUGAAUGAUAUAAAAAGGGUUGAGAGAUUUGUGAAAGUUGCAAUUUGGUGCCUUCAAGAAGACCCAAAUAUAAGACCCACCAUGAAGAAGGUUAUGCUGAUGCUUGAAGGAAUUGUUCAGGUUUCAGUUCCACCAAGCCCUUGCUCCUUUACAUCCGUUAAUUGAUCAUGUAAUUUUUUUUAUUAUUAUUAUUUUUUUCCGUUUCCCAUUCCUCAUAUUAAUUCUUGGAGUUCUAGCUUUCCUCUUCUUUGUUUUUUUUUUUUUUUUUUUUUU
Molecule: messenger RNA, 2693 nt
Organism: Ziziphus jujuba (common jujube)
Lineage: Eukaryota; Viridiplantae; Streptophyta; Magnoliopsida; Rosales; Rhamnaceae
Product: G-type lectin S-receptor-like serine/threonine-protein kinase RLK1
Exons: 2
Coding region: 159-2585 (808 amino acids)
Biological process (GO): protein phosphorylation
Molecular function (GO): protein serine/threonine kinase activity; ATP binding
Source: RefSeq, a predicted model, not a curated record